AUGGCUGGACUGGUUUUAAUCUUCUCUGUUUUCUUAACAUGGCAGACAAUAGAAAGCUUCUUGUUGGACGAUCGUUGUCAUCAAUACACAUGUAGCGGCAAUGGAGAUUGUUCCGAGGUGAAUGGCCUUGUCACGUGUCACUGUCGUCGCAAUUUCGCUGGAAACCGAUGCGAGCUAACUGACUAUUGCCUGGGUCUUCCUUGUAGAGGUCAUUCACAGUGCGAAGACAUUAAAGACUUUCCACACUUUAUGUGCACAUGUGACGCAGGUUACACUGGACGAUACUGCGACACACAUGUGACCGGAUCCCAGUCGAAUUUCAAUGGACAAACCCAUACCGCACAUACAUGUGCUAGUCAAUAUUGUAAUCACCAUGGCGACUGCUCUGACGUUAACGGACAACAAACAUGUACAUGUCACUCUGGAUAUUCAGGACAUCAGUGUCAGCAUACAAGCGUACAGCUAGAAUGGAUAAGGGUUGGAUAUGUGGAAUACUUUGUGGUUAUAUAUUCCACAGACGUACAGCUAGAAUAG
Mya arenaria is the source of this 534-nucleotide messenger RNA. Its product is annotated as delta-like protein 4. Gene Ontology annotation, biological process: heterophilic cell-cell adhesion; establishment or maintenance of epithelial cell apical/basal polarity. The record is from RefSeq and is a predicted model, not a curated record. Bases 1 to 534 code for a protein of 177 amino acids. Gene Ontology annotation, cellular component: plasma membrane; protein-containing complex. The transcript has 6 exons. NCBI's taxonomy places the organism in Eukaryota, Metazoa, Mollusca, Bivalvia, Myida, Myidae.